AUGUCUGACGUCUAUCGACCUGGUCUUAUUACCUUAGGUAAUUCAGGUGUUGGUAAGAGCUUUCUGUGUGACAUUCUUGUUGGUAGGGAUGCAUUUUCCCAUCGAUUCAACGCAAUGUCAGUCACACAAGUGACCAAUUCCAUCGAUGCUGCGAUUGGGUCACAUCAAAUUACUGUUUUUGAUAUCCCAGGCUUAAUUGAAGCUGAGCAACAACGUAUUGAAGUCAAUAAGAAGGAAAUUGAUAAAGCGUUCGCUCAACGACCAAACUGUAUCAUCAUCUUUGUAUUUGGUCCGGAGAAUGGGCGCAUUAAAAACAAAGAUGUCGUAGCAUUCAAUGCCAUUAACGAAGCAUACGCAUUUCGACCUGAGUCACUCAUACUCGUUGUGAAUGGAAUUCCUAAGGAUCGACCGGAUGAUUACGAACAAACAACGUUGACUCUUCUUCAAAAGUUACUCAAAGGUGUCAGUGUUAACAAUGGAAAUCUCUAUUUCACGCAAUUUAUUGAAGUAAAUGAUGUGAAUGAACGAAAUAGAUUGAGAAGCCGACUUGUCCCAAUCGUGUCCAACUACGUCCCACAGACGAACGGCAAGAAGCAAGAUAUCCCAACAACGCUCAGCGAGCUGAAGAGUAGAGAAGACGAAGUCAAAAAAGCACAAGCAGCGUUGGAAGCAGAGCGAAAAGAACAUGAACAGCGUUUGGCCGAACAAAGGCGCGUAGCUGCUGCAAACGAAGCUGAAGCAAAAAGGAAAAAAGAAGAAAUGAAGAGAUUAGAGCGGGAACAACAAAGAAUACUUGCCGAGCAACAGCUGGAAAAAGAAAGACAACUUGUUGAACAAAAACGUAUAUUGGAAAUAGAACGCAAGGCCAAAAAGGAAGCAGAAAGACGCGCUGCUCAAGUACGAAGAGAUCAAGAAAUUGCUCAACGGAAAAAGCAGGCAGCAGAACAGGCUCGACUAAAGAAGGAAGCUGAACUUCAGGCACGCAGAAAUCGAGUUGUGCCUUCUUGGCAACAGGAUACCGAUACCGAUAGCGACUGUGUCAUUUCCUGA
Adineta ricciae is the source of this 1050-nucleotide messenger RNA. NCBI's taxonomy places the organism in Eukaryota, Metazoa, Rotifera, Eurotatoria, Adinetida, Adinetidae. The record is from the annotation of a GenBank genome assembly.